This is a messenger RNA of Arabidopsis lyrata subsp. lyrata, 1296 nucleotides long. RefSeq names its product probable inactive cytidine deaminase 4. Gene Ontology annotation, cellular component: cytosol. The transcript has a single exon. Lineage: Eukaryota; Viridiplantae; Streptophyta; Magnoliopsida; Brassicales; Brassicaceae. Bases 379 to 1134 code for a protein of 251 amino acids. Gene Ontology annotation, molecular function: cytidine deaminase activity; zinc ion binding. The record is from RefSeq and is a predicted model, not a curated record.
GUUAGUUGCAUAUGUAAUUGAUGUAAGCUCCAUUUUAAUUUUAAUUUUAAUUUAUAUAUUAUUAUUUUAACCAUCAAAAUGUUAUUAAUUACAAGUUAGGGCUAUACAUUUACUAAACUAUGAAAUUAACCAUAACUACUUUGUUUUAAAAAUCUUUUUCAUGAUAAUGGAAGUGUUACAAUCACCUUUAUAUAUCUUGUAGUAAGUAAUUGUUUGUGUAUACGAAUGAGUAAACACGGUUUUAAAAAGUACUUUCACAAUAAGCACACAGACACAACACACCUAUAUAAAUAGCUAAAGACUUACUCUCAAUUCUCACCUCAUUUCAUAUCUCGAAACAUAUAAACUCAAAACACAAUCCUAAAUCAGACAGAGACAAUGGUACAACAGCUCAAAUUCAUUCUCACUCUUGAAGAAGCAGCAUCCAAAGGCGUCUCCAGCCCCAGUGACUUCCUGAAGCUGAAAGAAGAUGCGAUUAUUCUGGCUCGGGCUCCAAUCUCCGGAGUCCAAGACGCAGUCCUUGCACUUGCAUCAUCGGAUCGAGUCUUCUUAGGCGUCAAUGUCGAAUUUGAAGGUCUUCCUCUUCACCACUCCAUCAGCUCCGAGCAAUUCCUCGUCGCUAACCUCGCACUCAACUUCGAGCAAGAACUCCACGCUUGUCUUCUUCCGUCAAGAUUCUACCUCGAAAGCUUCGAGGAAGACGUCCCUCUCCUUCUCGUGCCUCAGCAUAACCGCCUCGCCCUAUCGGAUCCCGUUUCCGCAGCAGAGAUCUGCGCAAACCGCGAGCAUUGUUCCCAUCCGAAGUGUAGGGCUCUAACAGCGGCAAACAAAUCGUACGCACAGUACAGCAAGUGUCCGUCGGGGGUGGCGCUGAUUUGCGAAGGGGAAGUGUACAAAGGAUGGUGCAUUGAAUCGGCAGCGUAUAACCUUAGUUUGGGACCAGUACAAGCGGCACUUGUUGAUUUCGUGGCUCGUGGUGAAGGUAAAGGGUUCGAGAUGAUCACCGGAGCGGUGCUGAUGGAGAUGAAUGAUGCGAAUGUGAGUCAAGAGGCCACGGCGAGGGUUCUUUUAGAGACUAUAGCCCCAGGGUGUGUUUUGAAUGUCUUCCAUUGCUACAAGACCGCAGAAAAUUGAAGCAUGUUUAUGGUGCCUGGAUGAUAGAUAACUGAUGCAUAUUUAUACUAAGAUGAUAGAUAAAAAAAUGAUAAUAUAAAGGAGAAUAAUAAACUAAUGGGGGAUUUCACUUCUUGUCCUGCUGCUUAAACUUGUGAUGAUAAAAUAGUAUAAGCUUAAUUA